AUGCCUACCGUCUCUUUUUGGAAGCUCACCUUCCAAUUGAUAGUCAUGGCAUUGGCUUCAGCCUAUGCCCAUGAUGCUCGAGCAGACACCGAUUUGCUCAGCACUCGUCAGCAGGGGAGCUUUGUCCGGUACUCUGGCUGCUUUGCAACCAUAAACUGGCAAUCCUCCCCCACCUCGUUCAACCUCACCGUCGCCUUUUCCAGGCGUCCGGACAAUGGGAUCAUCCCCUGCUCGGCAGCCUGCUCAACAUCGCGGCAUUUUAUUCUGUGGGAUCAGCAAUGUUUCUGCGCCCCCUCGAUAACAAUCAACACCACCACGGGGUACAUCCCCCAGCUAUCCGAAUGGGAAGCCACUGAAGGCGACUGCUGGCGCCUUUGCCGCGACGAACCAGGCGUGACAUGCGGCGGCUCGGCCCGCGCUGCGUUCUACGAGCACACCGACCCCCCCACUGUUCAAAACCCUGGCAUCGAACCCGUCCAGGGUUUCCACUGGUGGGGGUGUUUCGCCGAUUUCACACCUGAUCGUGUUCUUAGACGGUUUGCUGGUGCGAGUAACGAUAUGACGCCUACGAAAUGUGCGGGGAUGUGCGGGGCUGAGGCGAGGUGGGUGGGUGUGGAGUAUGGGAGGGAGUGCUUUUGUGGUGCGACGAUUGACAAUAGCUACAAGACGUUUGGGAGGAGGUGCGGGAGGGUUUGCGAGGGGGACGGGAGGUGGUUUUGUGGUGGGGAGGGGCAUUUGACGGUUUAUGAGAGGGAUGGGGCUAGGGGGGAUGGGGAUCCGGUUGGGGGGUAUGGUUAUCUUGGGUGGUGA
This is a messenger RNA of Podospora anserina S mat+, 810 nucleotides long. RefSeq lists its product as uncharacterized. The record is from RefSeq and is a predicted model, not a curated record. The transcript is spliced from 3 exons. Bases 1 to 810 code for a protein of 269 amino acids. NCBI's taxonomy places the organism in Eukaryota, Fungi, Ascomycota, Sordariomycetes, Sordariales, Podosporaceae. Gene Ontology annotation, cellular component: plasma membrane.